Molecule: messenger RNA, 940 nt
Organism: Labrus bergylta (ballan wrasse)
Lineage: Eukaryota; Metazoa; Chordata; Actinopteri; Labriformes; Labridae
Product: troponin I, fast skeletal muscle
Biological process (GO): cardiac muscle contraction; skeletal muscle contraction
Cellular component (GO): troponin complex
Source: RefSeq, a predicted model, not a curated record
AGAGUUCAGCUGUAGACCGUUAGAGAGCUUUCUGGGAGCUGUCUGCUCAUGUUUAACUGAUGACUGUUUUCUGUCUCUGAACAGGGUGUGAAACGCAAGAACCGCCAACAUGUCUGACGGAAAGAAAAUGACGUCUAGCCGCAGGCAUCAUCUGAAGAGUUUGAUGCUGCAGAUUGCUGCCAGCUGGAUCGAGCAGGAGAAGAAGGACAUUGUGGCUGCCAAGGAGACCUACAUGGCGGAGACCUGCCCAAGUCCAGACGUCAGCGGAGACCAGGCGGCCCUCAUGGAAAUCUGCAAGAAGAUCCACGCUUCCCUCGACAAGAUUGACGACGUGAGGUACGACAUCGAGGCCAAAGUGCAGAAGGCCGACAAAGAGAUCGAGGACCUGAAGAUGAAGGUGGUGGAGCUGGCGGGAGUGAAGAAACCCGCCCUGAAGAAAGUGCGUAUGUCCGCUGACGCCAUGCUGCAGGCUCUGCUGGGAGGAAAACACAAAGUGACCAUGGACCUGAGGGCCAACCUGAAGCAGGUCAAGAAGGAGGUCAAAGAGGAGGUGGCAGACGCAGGCGACUGGCGUAAGAACAUCGAGGAUAAGGCCGACAGGAAGAAGAUGUUUGAGACUUCCUAAACGCUUCCUGCAGCAGCGAGGACGACAGCGAGUGGGGGGGUGAGGAGACGACAUGGUCUGAGGUCUGAGUGACUGAAAGGGUCUCUGAGUGCCAGCAGGACUCACAGGGACGACAGUUUAGACACUUUUUUUUUUGUUGUGCCUUUUAUUUAUUUUUUGGCUGGUUUGUGAUACCACCGUCGCCGUGGGAGACAGACCCGAAGCAAACGUAAGGUCAUCAUGUACGCAAAUCAAACGUCUCUUAAAGAUAAACGCCAUCACUUCACCAUGUACAGCUUUUCAUGGACUCAGUAGAAAUAAAUGUUUUGGAAUAAC